AUGUCUUUAGGAUACUUACUCCUCUUCUCCUUGAGAGAGCAAAAAUAUUUUUGAUGGCUCACAGAGAGUUUUUUUCAAAAUUUUUAUAUAAAAUUAUAUAAUAAAAAAUCAUUUCAUAGAAAAACUAUUCAAUUCAUGAAAUUUAUGUUUUAAAAAUACAAUUGUUUAAAAUUCAAUAGAAUUAAUUGAUAAUUAUUACUAUAUAAAAAAUAUUUUUCCAAAAAACCCUCUUCCAAAAAAUAGGGGUUUUCCAAUCGUUUUGAAGCUCGCAAUGGGGGAAGUUAGCAUUUCUACUAUUCUUGGCAGCCCACGGACAAGAAGAAGUAUCAAAAGAUCAUGAAUUAACAACUCUCGAAGAGACUUCUGAGAAAUACGAGUUCCAAGCAGAAGUCGCAAGUCUCAUGGAUAUCAUUAUAAACUCUCUUUAUAUCAAUAAAGAAGUCUUCUUAAGAGAGCUCAUUUCUAACGCAUCCGACGCAAUGGACAAAGUCAGAUUUCUCGCUCUAAUGAACCCAGAAAAAGACUACGGCGACUUAGAAAUCCGCAUUUCUUACGAUCCUGCCAAAAAAACCCUCACUAUUUCAGACAAAGGAAUUGGAAUGACCAAAACCGAUUUAGUUGAAAAACUAGGAACAGUCGCAAGAUCUGGAACCACACAAUUCUUAGAAGCCAUCGCCAAAGGUGGCAGCAUUAAUCUAAUUGGCCAAUUCGGUGUUGGGUUUUACAGCAGCUUUUUAGCCGCCGACAAAGUUACAGUCGUUAGUAAGCAUGACGAUGAUGACCAAUACAUUUGGACCUCUUCUGCAGGACCUCAGUUUACUGUUAAAAAAGACCCCAGAGGAAACACUUUAGGCAGAGGAACUGAAGUGAUUCUGAAGCUUAAACAAGACGCUGAAGAAUUUUUAGAUAAAAAGACUAUCCAAGACACAAUUAAAAGCUACUCAGAGUUCAUAGAUUACCCAAUUUAUUUGUAUUUAGAAAAAGACAAGUAUAUUAAUGUGCCUAUGAAUGAAGAAGAAAUAAAGGAAGAAGAAGCAAAAGAAGCCAAAAAAUUGGAAGAAAAAAGAGCUGCUUUAUUAAAAGAAAGAGAAGAAAAAAUUGCGAAUGGAGAAGAAGUCCCUGAUGAAAUAGAAGAGCCGACUCUUACUGAAGAAGAAAUGAAAAGAACUAAGAGUGAGAAGACUACUGAAUGGCUAUGGGAACAGGUCAAUACCAAAAAAGCAAUAUGGCUGAAUGAGCCUAAAGAAAAUAAAAUCAAAGACUACGUCAAGUUGUACCAAACACUCAAAAAAGACGGCUCAGAGCCUCUCUAUUUUACUCAUUUCCAUGGGGAAGGAGAAGUUGACUUCAGAGCUAUUAUUUUCGUCCCUAUAUAUAAAUGGCCGAAGGUUUGCAAUCUGUUCCCUUAGUGAUAGCUCGAUAUGUAUACCGAAUUUGUUUUUUGGAUCUAAUUAUAGCCUAGGAUAUUCAGUAGGUGCUUAGCAAUACUCAAUGGAUCUUUCUACAGAGAAAAUGGGGAUUUCGACCUAAGCAUCUGCCAACCUCAGCACAUACUGCAGCAACCAAUGAACUAGGGACUUUAAACACCUACCAGAUUAAUCAAAUUAUCUAAUUUUCGUCCCUGACAAUCCUCCAGUUGACAUGUACGAAGAAGUCACCAAAACUAAAUCAGGACUGAGACUCUACGUCCGAAGAGUUCUAAUCACUGAAGGCCCUGAAGACUUAAUUCCAAAAUACUUGAAUUUCUUAAAAGGAGUUAUUCAUUCUGACGAUAUGCCUCUCAACGUCUCCAGAGAAACCCUGCAGCAGCAAAGAAUCUUCAAAAUCAUGAACAACAAAAUCGUCAAAAAGGUCCUUGACACUUUAUUAGACUUAGCCAAUGAUAAAGAUGAAUGGAAAGCAGAAAGGCCUAAUGAAGAAGAUUGGAAAUAUACAGGAGAAGAUGAAGACCUCAAAAAAGAAAUGGACGAAGAAUACCAGAUUUUACUCAGAUGGAGCCUUAAAAAAGGAAAAGAAAGAUAUGCAGAGUUCUGGAAAAACUUUUCGAAAGCAAUUAAAACAGGAGUUAUUGAAGAUGCAAGUAACAGAAAUAAGCUGGUAAAACUAUUAAGAUUCCAAAGCACUGCUAAAUAAAUCAAAUGGCUACGUUAAGGGAAGACUGAAUCUGAGGCGUCCCUAUGGAGCAGGUAGGGCCCAUCCUAAGGUACCAAAGUAUAGUAUCUAAAGCACUAAAAUAAGUCCUUAUGGAUUGGGGAUGGGAAGCUUUGUUUCACCUCCAAAUGUUUCCUGCUCCUAUUUAGGCUGAACAGGCUUUUUCAAAGCUUGGUCUUUACUUAUCAGAGCCAACAGAGCACUCUCCAGAUAGUGACUCUAUCCCAGGGAGCUGAUCCUGAGGUUCUGUUCGGAAAUCCAAAAGGGAACGUCUACUAUAUGCUUCUCCACUUGACUCUGGAGUCCAUAGUGGUUUGUGCCUCUAUUGGGGUUGAGACAAGGCGAAUUGCUAUUACUUUAUGCACUUAUAGCCGGCAACUUAAUAACUCAACUAAAUUAAAGCACUGCUACAAGUGGAGAUGAAAAAGAUCUUACCUCUUUUGCAGAGUAUGUGGAAAGAAUGCCGUCCACCCAAGAAUUCAUUUAUUAUCUUGCAGGAGAAGAUUUAGAAGCUCUCAAAAAGGCUCCUCAUAUCCAAAAGCUCGUGAAAAUGGGCUAUGAAGUUAUUUUGCUUGAUGACCCUCUCGACGAGUUCGCGUUCAGCUAUAUCAAAGAUUUUGACGAAAAAAAGGUCAAAAAUCUGGCAAAAGGAGAACUUGACCUUGGAGUCAUGACUGAAUACGAAGAAAAAAAGGAACAAAAGCUUAAAGAGUUGUUCAAGCCACUUACUGAUUGGUGGAAGUCUCAACUUGGCAGAGAAGUUGACAAAGUGACACUUAGCAGAAGACUUACUACAGAUCCAGUCGUCAUUGUAAGCCAGGAAUCAGGGUAUACUGCCAAUAUGUAUAGGAUUGCCAAAUCUCAAGCCUAUUCAAAUCAGCAAAAAAUCCCUGACCAUUAUGUCCCUAGGAAAAUUAUGGAAAUCAACCCAGCACAUCCAGCAAUCAAAAAGAUGCUUGAAUUGGUAGAAGAUGACCCAAGCACCCAACAAUUAAGAGACUACUGCUGGAUGUACUACUACACAGGCUUGUUGGCAUCUGGCUUUGCUCUUAAUGAAGAUCCUGAUUUUUCCAGCAGGAUUUAUAGGAUGAUGAACAAAAAGAUGCAGGUUUCACCAACAGAACCUUUGGCAGAGCCUGAUUUGCCUGAAGGAGAUGAUGAGGAAGAGGGUGAGGGUGAGAGUGAAGAAGGAGAUGUAGAAAUUUUGGAUGAAAACGAAGGAGAAGUUGAAAAUGGUGAUCAAGCAGAAGUAGAUACAGAGGAGGAGAAGGUACAAGAAGAGCCUAAGGAAGAAAUAAUUGAAGAUCGAGAGCAAAAACAAACUGAAGAGUCCGCUGAAAAACCUAACUCCCCCCCCCCCCCCCUCCGUGAGCGAACAAAAAAAUUUUGUUCGCUCACGGAGGGGGGGUUAAUUUUUUUUUUUAAAAAAAAUUUAUAUAUAAAUUUUAUAAAAAAUAUUUUUUUUCGAAAUUUAAAAAAAUCCUAAUUUGCAAAAAUUGGGAAGCAAAUAUUAAUUUAAUUUGCAAAAUUUAUGUUUUAAAAACGCAAUUUGUUUAAAAUUAAACAGAAUUAGCUCUAGAUUUCAUUAUACUAAUUAUCACUUAUAUAUCAAAAUUUUUUUCCAUUUAAAUUUUUUUCUAUUAAAAAAAAUUUUUUGUUCACUCACGGAGGGUGGGUUUUUGGUCAAAAAAUGGCGAUUUUUCUAAUGGUUUUGUUCGCUCACGGAGGGGGGGGGGGGAGUAAGCAGGAAAAUUCAGAUGAAGGGAAAAAAGUUGACCUUUAA
Blepharisma stoltei is the source of this 3934-nucleotide messenger RNA. Lineage: Eukaryota; Ciliophora; Heterotrichea; Heterotrichida; Blepharismidae. The record is from the annotation of a GenBank genome assembly.